AAUAAAAUUUACUUUAUGCAAAAAAUGUGUACACCAAAUAAAGCCCUUCUUUGAUCCAAGCUUAAAAUAGACUUAAGUUUCCCAAAACUUGGGCAUGAGUGCAUGACUUGCCAAUACGUAUGUGAUAGUAUCAAUCAAUCUUAAACAAGUUGAGGUUAUCAAUACAUUCAAUAUUUUUCUAUAUUCCUGUUAAUUUUCUUUCAGAAAAUAACAUGAACAUAUACCACAUAUGACAACUAUUUUGGGGGUUUAUCUAAAAAACCCUUAUCAUUUAUGAACUACUAAAAUUGGGCAUGGUCCAUGACUGUUAUAUGCCACCAUGGCUAAUUCCUCUGUUUCUUGCAAAAUUUCCUUUUCUUCCUCUUUUUUUUUUCCUGCACACUAGAGUAGUAUAGAGAAGAGCAGCGCAAGCGUGCGGCUAGCUGGUGAGUGGGGCAGCAGCGUGGACAGCCUUUCCUCCUCUCCUCCCCGACCUCUCCCGAGCCUCCUGCCCCUCCCUCCAUGGCCUGGCCUUAGUGGGUUUGAAGCGACGACGCGGCGGGCAAGCUCUCUCCCCCUUUCUCUCUCACUUUCCUUGAAGGUAUUCCUCGUUCAUUCUUGUGUUGUAGCCCUCCCCAUGUGGACUGGAAAUCCAUCUGGAUUUGGAUCGGGUUGGUUUUAUCACGAUUAACCCAUCCAGUUCCUCACUGAUUAUUUCUUUGCUGCUUGGUGCAGUAAUUAUAGCAGCUUGUGUUCCAAAUGAUGUUGAGGAUUCACCCCCCACGCCCCACGUUAGGUGCAUCUACUUCUUUGGCCCACAAGGAUAAGCAUUGAUAUUGGAAAGCCGUUUUUGUGUCAUAUGUUGCGAUGAAGGAUUCUCAGGAUAUUCAGAGCCCAACCGAGUUGCAGUCAUCAGCACAAGGUACUAAUGAAGUGCAAAGUAAUCAGCCAAAUCUAAUGGCCACUGAUGCUCCUGGAGGAGAUUCUGGUUCAUUAUCUGUCGCCAGUAAUGAUAAUAGAAAAGUUUCUCGUGAAGAUAUUGAACUUGUGCAGAAUCUGAUAGAGCGCUGUCUACAGUUAUACAUGAACAAAGGAGAGGUUGUUAGGACGCUUUCUACCCGUGCAAGAAUAGAACCUGGUUUCACUACUUUAGUAUGGCAGAAACUUGAAGAAGAGAACUCUGAAUUCUUUCGUGCUUACUAUAUAAGGUUGAAAUUGAAGAGACAGAUUAUCUUGUUCAACCAUUUACUGCAACACCAAUACAAUUUGAUGAAUAAAUAUCCAGCUCCUCCUAAUGUUCCAUUGGCUCCCAUGCAAAACGGAAUGCAUCAUAUGCCAGUUAACAAUUUGCCUAUGGGAUAUCCGGUACUUCAGCAGCCUAUGAUGCCUGCUCCUGGCCAGCCUCAACUCGACUCAAUGGCCUGUAGCCUAUCCAGUGGGCAUGUAGUGAAUGGUAUCCCUGCAACUGGUGGUUAUCAUCCAAUUCGUAUGAACUCUGGAAAUGACAUGGUUGUGGACAAUGGCGCACCUGAAACGGCACAUGCUGGCAAUACCUGCAGUGCUAUGUCAUCUGAGAUGGCUGUGAGUCCCUCAUCAGCAGCAUCAAGCAACCAUGCUCCUUUCACUCCGUCUGAUAUACCAGGGAUGACCAUGGAUACAUCAGCUCUGGAUUCAACAUUUGUAUCUGAUGUCGGGAACACAGGACAGCUACAGUUGGGACCAGAUGGCUCGUCAAGGGAUUCCAUCAGAUCUUUAGGACAGCUCUGGAAUUUUAGCCUUUCUGAUCUAACAGCAGAUUUAACAAGUUUGGGAGACUUGGAAGCUCUUGAGAACCAUGCAGGUACACCUUUCCUGGCCUCAGACUCCGAUAUAUUGCUUGAUUCCCCAGACCAGAAUGACAUAGUUGAGUACUUUGCUGAUGCCAUCAAUGGACCUUCACAAUCAGACGAAGAGAAGUAACAGAGAAGAGAGUUUCAGACUAAAUGCCUGGCCGCCCUUGCCAUCUCAUGUAGGUGUAACUUUGCAGAGGUAUUGUGGACAGAAUCUAACUGUAGAUGCGCAUGGUUGCGCGGCAAUUGGCAUGUAAUGUCACUGCUGAAGAAUUUUGUAGGGGGUCAAUCCUAAUUCUUUCCAAUAAACAGUAGAGUAGUCUUCGCCAGAUUAAGCAGCUGGCUACAAGGAUAAAAAGUUUACAGAUGUUAAACCUCAUGAACUCUCUGUAAUUGCUAAAGAAGUGAACUGUUCAUGUGGACCUGCAUCUUCCA
This is a messenger RNA of Oryza brachyantha (malo sina), 2243 nucleotides long. RefSeq lists its product as uncharacterized. The transcript has 9 exons. The coding region runs from base 847 to 1938 and encodes 363 amino acids. The record is from RefSeq and is a predicted model, not a curated record. NCBI's taxonomy places the organism in Eukaryota, Viridiplantae, Streptophyta, Magnoliopsida, Poales, Poaceae.